AUGGGUAACUCAACGUCCGGCGGUGGCGAUUCAUCAUCUCUCCUUAUGCCUGGGGUUAAAUCAGAUGAUCGAUCUAGAGAGAGGAAACCCCGCAGAAUCAGAUGUCCUGCUAUCGAUAAAACACCAGAUGAACUUGAGGCAUCCUUCAUACAACUAUACGCUGCUUACAGCGAAGCAGCAGCUCAUAAUAAGGAGGAGGGUGAAUUCGCUGAUUGUGAAAAGAAACUUAUUGAGGUAAUCAGAGGUUUUAGAAAUCUCAAAAUUGUUUAUAGUAAUGUUCGUCAAUUUUUUCCUCAGGUUUUAGAUCUUAAGAAGGCUGUUCCAUUGAUGAUUAAUUUAUUGAAAUAUGAUAAAUGCGGGAAGCGUUUAGCUAGUUGUAUUCUUAUUACUUUCGAAGAGCUAACUCAUGUGGCAUUUCAAGUUCCUAGUCAAGAGAUACAAGUUGGCAAAUUGGUUAAAUCUCUAUUUGAAAUGCAAGCCUUGGAAGUAUUUGCUUCUACUCUUGGUAAAUUUUCUGAAGACGAUGAUUUACGAGCAGUACAAACUAUUGCGCAGAUGAUUUUUCAAGGAAGAGCAGUUGUAGCAAAAACCGCGGGCAGUUCCAGGAAACUGAUUAUUUGGGUAUCAGCAGCAAUAAGAGGUACCAAAUGGGAUGCAAAAAUGUGUGCUGUGGGUUUUUUAAUGACUCUUUUGAUGAAUUAUACGGAAAAUGGACUUAUAUUGGGAAGGGACACCCUACCUGCUGUUGUAGAUGCUCUUUCAUCUCUUAUUAUGAGUCCUGAAGAAGAAAAAACAGAAAAACAAAAAAGAAAAGAAGAAGAAGACCUGCCUUGGACUUUGUUUGGUUGUUUAUUUUUUCUAUUAGAAUAUCCGGACAACAAAGUGCAUUUUGUUAAUGCUGGAGGAAUCGAGGCAAUGAUUAAACUUUUACAGGAGGGGCAGAAAUUGGGUGAUUAUAUUUAUGGAUCUGCGAUUGUGGCACUUGAUAUAGUGAAAGAUUGUCUCGCUGCUUCUGACAAGUUUGAGAAUGAUGAUUUGGGACUGGGCAUUGCAAUAUUCCCUGCUUCCAUGGAUAUGAUUCUGCCGAGCACUAUGCAUUUUAAAGAAGAAAUUGAAGAACGUCUUAUAUCUCUAAUCGAAUCAUUAACUGGUGGCAAGACGGAAAAUUAUACAUUGUUAGCAAAGUUUGGGGAGAAUGAUUGUGAAAGAAUCACUUGGCUUAUGAAGCUCUUCACACGGUAA
Molecule: messenger RNA, 1242 nt
Organism: Papaver somniferum (opium poppy)
Lineage: Eukaryota; Viridiplantae; Streptophyta; Magnoliopsida; Ranunculales; Papaveraceae
Exons: 3
Coding region: 1-1242 (413 amino acids)
Cellular component (GO): spliceosomal complex
Source: RefSeq, a predicted model, not a curated record